Molecule: messenger RNA, 6756 nt
Organism: Rotaria socialis
Lineage: Eukaryota; Metazoa; Rotifera; Eurotatoria; Philodinida; Philodinidae
Source: the annotation of a GenBank genome assembly
AUGAACAGUAAUCAGCCUUUGCUCGCCGAAUUUGAAAAUUUGCUCACUGAUCUUCUACAUGACUGCAAUGUUCCUUUGGAAGAAUUGGAUAUUAAUCAAAUUACUGUUGAUUUAUACAAUCAAAAGGUAUCAGCAUUGGACAAUAUUAAACACGUGUUGUUAACCGAUAAAUAUGCUUCUUUUCACGAGACAUUCAUUAAUCAUCCUCAAAUGAAAGACAUUUGGAAGGCAAAACAAACUUACGCAGAACAGGGACUAGAAGAUGAUCUUUUUCAUCAAUUCAGAACUGAAUUGCACUUAUUGUGGAAACAAUACAAUUUUCCUGAUGACUUGGAUUUUACUAGUACAGCUCAACGCUUGUUCAAUAAAGAUACGGAAGUCGUCGAAUUCGAAACCAUUAAGGACAACUUAUUACCAAAUAACUUUAUAGGUUUCAAAAAUGAUUUUAUGAAUAAUGAAAAGUUUAAACGAAUUCGACAGGCGAAACAACAAGAGACUUCUAAUAGUUCUUACGCCAAAUUUCGAAGUGAAAUAAUCACAUUGUUUGAUUCCGAAGGUGUUACUACAGAGGACGUUGACCAUGAAUCGCUCGCAACAUCGGUAUUCGAUAAUCCAGAUAACGUAGCUGAUAUUCUUGAUGGUCAUCUAAAAAGUACAAUUGCUCCGAAAAAGAUUAGGAGUCUCAUCAACAAGAUUCAAUCAAAUGAAAAACUGAAGAAGCUUUGGAAUUCAAAACCAACCUUAAGUCCAAAGGAAAAUUUUAGCAGUACCGUUAAAAGUAUAUUGAAAAAACACAAAUUUACAAUCGGUAAUAUUGACGCGAUAGUCUCUGAGCUUUGCUCCAAUUAUGACCGUGGACUUCAUUUGAUCGAAGAUGAAUGUACACCAGAAGAUUUUGAUAAAAUCAAAUCAGAUCUAAUGAAGUGCAAAGAGAUUCAAAGUAGAAUGAGUAAUUCAACAAUUACCAAAUGUCCAUCAUCUGGAGAAAAGACAAGCAAAGAAUUAUUAGAAAUCGAAUUGGAUAAAAUUUGGAAAGAUAACGCGUUCAACAACUUGGAAAAUUCAAUACGUGAUCAGUUUGUUGCAGGCCUCAUUGAAAAUGGAAUCGAUCCAGCCAUGCAAAUAAUUAUGUCCAAAAUGGUCAAAAAACAUCAGUCACCCUUAAAAGAUGCGAUUAACAAUAAUGAAAAGAUUCGAAAUAUUAUUAUGAAACCAAAAGUAGAGGACGAGAAAUUUAGUAGUAUCAAACCUCUUCAAAAGAUAAUGUUUGGUAGUAAUGAUAAUUAUUCUGAAGAUUUAUUUUCAAAAAUAGUACAGCUAGAUUCUGAAAAUUUUCAAGAUAUUGUUAAACAAGAGAUAAAUAAUAGCAAUGGUAAAUCACUGAUCGACGUAAUGAUGCCAUUUAUAAUAAAUAAGUUAAAGAAAGGAAUCGAUUUAUCUGGACUUUGUACAUCAGAAAUAUUCUGGGAUGAUAGAUUACCAGUUUAUGGAACGGAUUAUAAAACUAUAUUAGUAUGCAUGAUUGAACGCUAUAAAAAUCAUCAAAUCUACUUUGUUUCUUUGUUGAAGAAACUUGGCAUUGCUUUACCAUUUGCAUACCAAUGGAUAAUUGAUGGUGCUUUAAAGUUUAAAAUACCACUUCGAGCCUAUUCACAUUGCUUAUCAGUUGAUUGUCCAAUCAUUAUCUCUUUAGGAUCGAAUUCCAUCGGUAAAAGUGCACUUCUAAACAAGAUUUUUAAUACGCAGUUCAUUACUAAUAAAGUUGCCAAAAUAAAUGGAGGUAUCGACGUGAUUUUUUCUACACCAGAGUUUUCCUCUGGUUUCACCAUAUUUGAUGUUCAUGAUCAUGCUCAUCAACAGCAAAACCUUCUAAAAGUAUUUUGUUCUAUGCUACCUAUUAAAAAUUGUUGGAUACUUCUUCAAAGUGCAUCAUUUAACGAAACUAAUACUAUGUUUAAAAUGUUACAAUCAUUUAAUUUUAUUGAUUAUCAAAUCAUCUGUAUUAUGAGAGAUUAUAGACGGUUGACCAAUGAACAAGAAGAACAACUCCGGCAAUAUGGAAUUCGACAUUUUUUAUCCAUAUGUAAAAUUGAACAUGAUAAUCCAGAAAUCAAUUCGAAUUUAGUAACUUUGAGAGAAAAGCUUUUUAAAUUAACUGGAAUCGGAGAAAAAUCUGCCAAACUACCAAACAAUGCUACAGUACGAGAAGAAGAUUAUAAUGUUUAUUUAGAAAUUGAAAGUAAAGCAUCACAACAAAAAUAUGAUGAUAUUUAUAUUGCUAUUCAAGACAAAGAAACAAGAGAUUCUUCUAUUUAUAUUGAUCAGCUGUUGCGAAAUAUUGAUAAGGAUAAGGACAAUUUACAAUCAUUCCUAUUUAAACAUAUUCAAGCAAAUAACACGAUACAAGGUCAACGAAGAAGUAAAGCCGCACUCAUUGGUAAAGAUACUGAACAAAAAGCCAUUCAAUUAAGCAAGAUAGAUGGGAAAAUAAUUGAAUAUUCAAGAGCAAAAGCUUCUACUAUGCCGAGUGACUUAGUUUUGGAAUACAAUAAACUAUUCAUAAAAAAAAAGUUCAAUUUGAUUAUUGAAAUGGAUCGGCGAGUAUGCGCUUGGCAAAGUCCUAUUUUAUCACCAUUGUUCAAAAAACGAAAUGAAAUUCUAAAUAAAUUAAAGUCUUGUCAAGCAACUAUUCAGGAAUUGAAAACCAAGGAUAACCAAUCAGCUAAACUGAAAGAGUCGGAACGUGAAAUGAACGAAUUAGAAAAGCGAAAAAAAGACAAUUCGAAUUCUAUUGAUCAGCAAACCAUAAAUAAGGAUAUUUUUAUGCGAGAAUUGCUCUCAAUGUAUGGCGAUGACGAUUUUCUUGCAAAUCAAUCUGCUGGAAAUGAAUUAUUAAAUAAAGAUCUAUAUAUAUCUUCAUUUGUUGAGUACAUAAGCAAUGGCAAUGAAAUAGAAGUGAUUGAUGGCGAUAACAAUGAAUUUAACGCGAAAAUUGUUGCCGACAUAUUCCGAGGGCUAGAAGUGAAAUUAAAUGAGUCCGAAGAACCAUAUGUUGUUUCCGUUAUUGGACCACAAAGUACAGGAAAAUCGACUCUUUUAAACAUGUUGUUUGGCAGUAAUUUUCAAAUGAGUGCUGGUCGUUGUACAAAAGGUUUGUAUGCGUCUAUGUUUAAAACUGACUAUCCAAAUGCAAAGACAUUAAUGGUGCUUGACACUGAAGGACUUAUGUCUAUUGAAAAAGCCAAUGAAGAAUAUGACAAAAAACUAACCAUAUUUUCCAUGGCAUGUUCACAAGUUAUGCUUAUUAAUUUAAAUGGGGAAAUUAAUGCGGCCAUGAAAAAGAUUUUGACGAUUAGUCUUUUUGCUGCUAAUCAGCUGAAAAUUUUCAAAACUCGUCCUAUUAUCAUAUUUAUAUUGAGAAAUAUGAUGGAUUUAAAUGUCGAUAAGCAAAAGGAAAUGGUUGAUAACGUUAAGAAAGAACUAGAAGAAGUUAGUAAAUUGUGUCAACUUGAAUUAACUCAAGUGUUAGAUUUCAAAGAAGAAAAAGCCUUUUUCUUGAUGUUAACAGCAUUUAACAAAGAUUCAGUUUACAAUAGAGAUAAAGAACUCUUUCAAAAGUCGACAACAAAUGCUAAAUUUGCUGAACUCAUUCAAGAUUUACGAAAGAUUAUAUUUGAUGAAGCUACACUAAUAAGUAAAAAUGGUAAAAAAUUCAAAAGCCUUAGCGAUUGGGUUAAGCACGCAACGGAGAUUUGGGCAACGCUUAAUCUAUUUAACAGUAUUAUCAUGAUUGAAUCAAUUAAAGAAAUCAAUGAAAGAAAAGAACUCGGUGAAGUAAUUACUUUGAUAAUGAAAACAUUUAUUGAGCCAAAUGAGGAAAAAACAAGUUUUCGUUCAAAGCUUGACGAAAUAUUAUUAGAACAAGAAGUCUCGGUUAAUACUACACAUAAUAUUGAUUUCGAUGUGGAACAACGCUUUGAUGAAGAAGAACGGAAUUUCACAGAUAAAGUUAAAAGUGAAUUUACUCAAGAAACUGAAAAACGUUCAUUUGCAGAAAAAUUAAUUAUAGAAUAUCGUGAUCGAUUAUCUUAUGCAAUAAAAUCAAGUAAAACACAAGCAGUAGAAAAAUAUAAAGCGAUUGCUCAAAAAAGAAAAAUUCAAGGUAAAAUUGAAGCUUCCUUAAUGGACCUACAAAUUCGUAGUGAAACAAAAAUUCUUGAAUGGCAAAAGGUUAAAGGAGAUAUUUCUGAGGAGGAAGUGACGAAGAAAAAACAAGAACUCAAGACUUGGUUUGAAACUGAAAUGAAUAUAACAAAAGAAAAAAUAAAAAAGGACUUAGAAUCAAAUAAGAAAACUGUUGAACAAUGGCGAAUUUUCGUUAAGAAUCAAAUCAUAUCAGCAAAUGGAAUGUUACCUGUAGAAAAAAUCUUCUAUAGUAUAACGACACUUCAAUAUAAAGCAUCCUACAUGAUUUCUUCAUCCAAUAACAUUAUUACACUUACCAAUGACAAACACCAAUUGAUGCAAAAUGAUGAUAUUAUUAAAAAAAUACCAACACUAAUAAAUAAUAGGAGGAGGAAAGUAGGACUGAACAGACAAAAUUCUUGCAAUGCUCCAGCUAUUCAAUCGCGUGCUAAGCAUGAAACACUUCAUAUACAAAAAUCUGAAAAAAAGAUAGUUGCAAAAUGGAAACAAUUCACUUCGUGGAUUGCCAGUACUUUCACAUUUUCUCAUGAGGAAAGCAAAAGAUAUGGAAUAAUUGAUGACAAUCGUUCACUCAAUCAAUCAAGUCAAGAUAAAUUAAACGAAUUGUACGAUGUCUGUAUUGAUUCUGAUGCUUUAGUACUUAUUUAUUCGAUGUUUUUUGAAAUGAAUGACUAUCUUACAAACGAAAUUAAAAAAGAAAUAUUCGAAAGAGCUGAAUAUGAAAUCAUAUGUUUAAAACAACAUCUUUUACAAAUUCAUGCCAAAAUGAAUGAAAUAAGUCAAAAGUUUUUGGAUGAUGAUGACUUAGAAUUUACCGUCAAUUUUGGAACUGACUUGAUCGAAUGGCUCUAUGAUAUUAUUCUUGAAAAAAUGACGAGUGAUGAACGGAGCACAUACGAGAAACUUGAGCAAAAAGCCGACGAGCGUAUUGCAGAUUUACUACGAGAUUUUGAAGACAGACUUGAAAAAACAUUUGGAGAUAUGGAAUACGCUGAAAUUAUGGCAAAAAAAAUGCUUGAAAACGUCAAUAGUGGAUGUUUAGCAAAGAUAGAACGAGAAUACAAACAAAAGUUGAAGGAAAGUACUAUUCUUCAUUCAAGCGAUUUGGUUCGUAAAUCGGAUGAAGUAUUCUAUGGGACAAACGGAAUAUACAAAAAUGAUGAUAUUAUUGAGUACAUCACAGGAAUGCUUGGCUAUAUGAAGAAAGUCUACACAACAUUUUUCGAUACUAAAAAUACGGUUGCGUUCAAGGAAUGUGACUGUUCUUAUCGUACAGUUUUCAAUCAACAACGUAAAAUUUUGAUUGAUAAUCUAACAAAACUCGAAAGCAUCUUCAAGGACUUUAAGACAACUGAAAUGCAAGAUGCCCAUGAUUUAGAUAAUUUUCAGAAGUUCUUCAAAACAUAUUCAGAAGGGAAAGCUACGUGGGAGCAACUAAAAGAAUUAAGUGAAAAGAAUUCAUUACCAUUAGGGUGGGUACAACCAAAUGAAUUAGACAAUCCGGAUAUUCUCUUCAAGAAUAUAGCAUUUUUUCCAAUUACGAAUCCAAGAGUGUUCAUAGGUGCUAUUAUAAAAACAAUUCAGACUCGUCACGAAAAUGAAAUAAACAAUGUGACAUCUAAGUUCAUUUUAACUGAUGAUAUGUUGAGAGAAAAGGAUCAAAUUAAGAGCAAAAAUCAAGAAGACGCACUUGGAUGUAUCGUACAAUGCCCCUUUUGUGGGUGCAAAUGUGAAGAAGGCUCAGGGCCACAUAGUGUACAUCAGUCAAAGAAACAUAGACUAAUGGCAUUCAAUGGUUCGUUUGAAAUGGUUUCGAGUGAAAGAAAAGGUUAUGUCUUUGAUUUAUGUAACAGCGAACUUACAAUCAGACACAGUAAAUGGAAAGAAAAUGUAUCAAGUCAAUUAUCAGUUCACGACAGUAAAGAAAUCAGGGAAAGAAUGACUCAAUACGCAGUUGGCCAAGGAGAUGUUACAAUUUCAUUGAUUUGGUUUGAUAGUAAUGAUCUCGAUUUACAUGUGACGUGUCCUUGUGGAACUGUACUCUUUUUUGGAAACACACGAUGUUCAUCGUGCUCUGGAUAUUUGGAUAGAGACAUGAAUGUAUGCUAUUGUGGUGUGACAUGUCCGCAGAACAAAUGUUCAUCAACAAAGCCAAUGGAAAGUGUCUUUUUCACACCAGCUAAGAGCGGCAUCUACAAGGUGUCUGUAAACUAUUACAGUGGACCCAAAGGUAACGGUGGUACUAAAUCAAAUUUUGAGGUUCGAGUAUCAACUCAUUGCAAGCAAUCUGUCCAAGUAAUGAAUGGCUAUGUUGAAUCUUCUGGUUCUAGAAAGCGUCAGGAAGUUGGUCAAUACGAACACAGCCAAGGAAUCAAUUUUCUUCAACAUGUUGAAAAAAAUUUUCCAGAAUGGCGUAAUAUUAGCAUCGUUGAUGAUAAAAGUUGGGAGAAUGUUUUGAAAAAAGCUUGGUAUCAAGUUGCGAGUCGAAUGAGUCAAUUUCAUGGAUUUUACAAUAAUACUCCAAACGAAUUUCAAAACUUGAUAACUUAG